Molecule: messenger RNA, 807 nt
Organism: Oryza sativa Japonica Group (Japanese rice)
Lineage: Eukaryota; Viridiplantae; Streptophyta; Magnoliopsida; Poales; Poaceae
Product: protein IQ-DOMAIN 21-like
Molecular function (GO): protein binding
Source: RefSeq, a predicted model, not a curated record
AUCGUUCCCUCCUCCUCACCUGCAUUGAUCGCGCGAUCCAAACAGAGAAGCUAGCUAGCGGCAUCAAUCCAUGCAGUCCUAGUGCAUACGUUCUCCUCGUCGUACAUGGGCAAGAAGCCCGGCGGCGCCGGCGCCGGCGCCGGCUGGCUGGCCACCGUCAGGAAGGUCUUCAAGCCGGGGACCUCCAAGGACCCUCGCCUCGCCAAGAAGAGGGGAGGAGACGAGAAUGCUGCGGGAGGAGGCGGCGGCGGCGUCGGCCAGGCGGUGGAGAUACUCUCGAUGGAGCACUUCCCGGCCGCCGAGACGUCGCCGGAGGUGACGACGAAUGAAGGAAGCGGCGGAUCCGCCUUCGGCAGGGAGCGGCUGCACGUCGGCCGUGACGAGGCGGAGGGCGCCUGGAGGGCCCGCCGCGGCAUGGCGGCGUCGAGGGCGGUGAGGAACGCGGCCGCGCGCGGGAGGGCGGCCGGCAGGGAGGAGCGCGCCGCCGUGCGCAUCCAGGCGUUCUACAGAGGAUACUUGGUACGCACCCCCAGCUAUUUAAUUUCAUUCGUAUAUAUACACGAUUAUAUAUACGUACAGGUACAGCUCCUUAGUCGGCUAUUUCGUAAUUCCAAAAAUAUAAAAAUGUAGGAGUAGUGUAUAUCUCUUUAGUCUUGAUGUAUAAAUUUAAUGGUUUAAUUUUGCAAACAGAUACAAUGGAGUAUCACAAAACUACACAUUAAAUAACAAAUUUAUCACAAAACUACAUGUAUAGUAAUAAUUUGAUCACAAAACUAUAAUGUCUAUAACUCUAACAUAAUGAUUGAA